AACCCAUAAAAAAAUUCUGCCUGCCCCAAACUCGGGCAAAGCGAGUCCAAGGACAGAGUCCAGCCCGGAGCGAGCUGGGAUCCUCACCAAAUCUCGGGGUGGAGGGAUCCCCUCAGACAGGGAGGGACUCCAUCCUUCGGCUCACACCGCAGGGGCCCCCCAGGGUCACCCCCCCGACCCCCGACUUCGGUCCGGCUCUGGUCUUCUGCCACCGCUGAGCUCCCUCCCUCCGCUCUGAGGGGACUUGGAUUUCAGGCCAUCACUCUCCUCGCACUGGGCUCGCCCCUCCAUCCUCCCAUGGAAGUGGAUCGCCUGUGAGUCCUUCCCCGGCCGACAGUUCCCCUCCAACCCCCUCGGCCAACUGGGUGCCUGGGAGACGGGCCACUGGUAUCCAUUGGCUCUUGCUAUUCCCACCCUCGCAGUAGUAGUCGUGGUGCAGAUAGGAGGACUAGUAGCGAUGAUCACUCUUCCUGCGUCUGGUAGGGGCCCCUUUCUCUGAAGAGCUCCUCACCAAGCCGAUCGCCUUCCAGACUCUGCACUCGCAUGAUUCCCACAUCACAGGCCUCCUAACCUCAAAGGUCUUCAUCCGGCUCAACUGCUACGUCCUUGCCAUCGCCCGCUGCAGACCCCACAGGCUCCGCCGCCGCACUUGUGAGCCCCGCUUCCCUCAUGCAGCUCUCCCUUCUGCAUCAACCUCCCUCCACCCCCGACCAUCCCCCAGGCCCCUCAGACCUUCCCACAGUCGCUGGACCAAUUCCGCGGGUCCCGCCCAACACCAUGACCUUUGCAGAGAUCCUAGAGCAGGUGGGCAGCCUGGGCUUCUUCCAGAUCCGCCACCUGGUCCUGUUGUCCAUUCCGGUGCUCAUGAUGGCCAGCCACAACCUCCUGCAGAUCUUCAGCGCGGCCACGCCGGCCCACCACUGCCGCCCGCCUCCCAACAGCUCUGGGGAUGGCACCCAUGCCCCCCACGGGCUGGACCCCCAGACCCUCCUGCGGGUGUGGGUGCCCCUGGGGCCCGACGGAGAGCCCGAGAGGUGCCGCCGUUACACGCAGCCUCAGUGGCAUCUGGCUCAGCCCAACGCAAGCCUCCCCAAUGGGACCCAGGUGGACACGGAACCCUGCCAAGACGGUUGGUCCUAUGAUCACUCCAUGUUUACCUCCACCAUUGUGACUGAGUGGGACCUGGUGUGUGAAUCCCGGAAGCUGAAGGAAAUGGCUCAGUCCGUGUACAUGGCAGGCGUGCUGAUCGGAGGGAUCGUGUUCGGACCCUUGUCCGACAGGGGUCUUUUCGCUGGCCCCACGAACUUGUUUUCCGGUGGCAGGUUUGGGAGGAAGCUGAUCCUGGCCGUGGGCUACCUGCUGUUGGCGGUGACCAGCACUUGCACCGCCUUCUCCCCCAACCUCACGGCCUACGUGGUGUUCCGCUUCCUCAAUGGCUUCAGCUUUUCCGGGAUCAGCCUGAGCACGACGAUCCUAUGUAUAGAGUGGGUGCCCAUGUCGGUGCGUGCCAUCCAGUCGACGCUGACUGGGUACUGUUACACCCUUGGGCAGUUCAUCCUGCCCGGCCUGGCCUACGCCAUCCCAGAGUGGCGUUGGCUGCAGUUGGCGGUGUCGGUCCCAUUCUUCAUCUUCUUCCUGUGCAUCUGGUGGAUAGCGGAGUCCGUGCGCUGGCUGGUUUUGACGGGCAAACCGGAGAAGGCCCUGAGGGAACUCCAGAGAGUGGCGACCUGCAACGGGAAGAAGGAGGAGGGAAAAAAACUCAGUGUGGAGGAACUCAUCUUCAACCUCCAGAAGGAAAUAUCCUCCGCCAAGGUCUCCCACAGCGCGGUCGACCUCUUAAGGACGCCUACUCUGCGUCUCAUCACCUGCUGCAUCUCCCUGGUGUGGUUCGCCACCGGCUUUGCUUACUACAGUCUGGCCAUGGACCUGGAGGGCUUUGGAGUCAACGUGUACCUGCUCCAGGUGAUUUUCGGCGGGGUCGAUAUCCCAGCCAAAUUCAUCGCCAUCCUGACCAUCAGUUACCUCGGACGCCGGACCACCCAAGCCAUGUCCCUGAUUCUGGCCGGCGGGGUCAUCCUGUCCACCAUCUUUGUACCCCACGAGCUGCAGACCUUGAGGACUGGGUUGGCAGUGUUUGGAAAGGGGUGUCUCUCGGCUUCCUUUAGCUGCGUCUUCCUCUACACCGGGGAGCUCUACCCGACAGUGAUCCGGCAGACUGCUAUGGGGAUCUGCAACACCUGGACGCGGGUGGGGAGCAUGCUGGCCCCCUUGGUCAAGAUCAUAGGGGAGGUGUCCCCGUUCAUCCCCUUCAUCAUCUACGGAACAGUGCCCAUUGUGGCGGGCAGCGCCUCCCUCUUACUGCCAGAGACCCUCAACGUGCCGUUGCCAGAGACCAUCGAAGAUGUGGAGAACAGGAAAAGAGGGAGAAAGAAAGACAAAGAAGACUACAAAAUGAAGAUUUCCCUUCAUUACCAUGACUUGGCCAAGGACACCAGUUAAGCCCUGCAUUGCUGGCUCUCUCCGGCUGCUGAUGAAAUCAUCCCAGAAAUCAUCCCAUUCCGUCUCCCCCUUUUAGACUGUGAGCCCACUGUUGGGUAGGGACUGUCUCUAUGUGUUGCCAAUUUGUACUUCCCA
Molecule: messenger RNA, 2634 nt
Organism: Tachyglossus aculeatus (Australian echidna)
Lineage: Eukaryota; Metazoa; Chordata; Mammalia; Monotremata; Tachyglossidae
Product: solute carrier family 22 member 8-like
Exons: 10
Coding region: 670-2499 (609 amino acids)
Biological process (GO): transmembrane transport
Cellular component (GO): membrane
Molecular function (GO): transmembrane transporter activity
Source: RefSeq, a predicted model, not a curated record